Molecule: messenger RNA, 14117 nt
Organism: Acanthoscelides obtectus
Lineage: Eukaryota; Metazoa; Arthropoda; Insecta; Coleoptera; Chrysomelidae
Source: the annotation of a GenBank genome assembly
AGAAAAUGUCGAAAAUGUAACAAAGCAAUAAUUUUUACAACAAUUCCAAAAUAAUAAAUUACGAAACUGCCUCAAAACUUAAGAUAGAAAGACAAGGAUAUGUUGGUAACUUUUUUGUUUCGACGUUGGCAGCAUUGAAAUUCCAUGAUUAGACGGGCGAGUUGAAGGCUAUCUGCCUCAACAAAAACAUGAGUGCCAGAAUAUGUGAAAUUGCGAUUCCUUUUAACUUUUAUUUCUCAUGGAUUUAUAUUUAUGUAGUAGCGUGAUGUUCGAAAUAUAUUGUGGAUAGCUCUAUACUAAUAUUUAGAAUAAUGUUAGGACGUAAAGAUAUAUCCAAACAAAUAGAGGAGCCUCUCGCCUACAGAAGCUUCCAGCGUGAAAAUAAUUUUCAUAAAGCUUUAUCCAGAAGUGCAACUCUCAGAACAGCUCUUCGGCCUCUCUUUGAUGGAGACUACACUGAUGAAUCAUCAAAUCGCAUUGCACUCUGUUUUGAAAGCAGGACAUAUUGGAAUGUGGAUUUUCGAUUAAUAAUUUUGAUAACUCAAUAGUCCAUUUAUCAAUAAUAAUAAGCUAAAUUGUUUAUAAAGUUAUUUCAAUUUGAAUGUUUUAACAUUUGUGAUGUAUUGCUUUAAUUAAUCAAAUAGUCAGAACACAUGAUUGAAGGAACUGUGAUAUCUACAAAGAAGAUUUAUAGAAGAAAGAAGACUCAAGAAGAAAAUAGAGGAAGAAAAAAUGAAGAAAGGAAACCUACUGAAUAACAUAAGAUGCUCAUUUGAAAUAUAAUCAUCUUAUUCAUAUAAAAUAUAUUUAAAACUUUAUUAAUCAAUUGUGAUAUACAUAUAUAAUGAGAUGACUAAGAUGAAACAACACCUAUUAUAAUUUCCAGAUAUGUUAAGAACACUAGAAAUUUUAUCAAAGAGACCUCUGGAUUUGUUAGAGAGCUUAGGUUACAAAUCCUCUACUUGCAUAAUUUUAACAAGAAAGUUGCUGAGAACUCACCCAGAUAUCCUUUUACAUACGCCUUUGAACAACUGCUGCUUCAUUACAUCUUUCUUGAAUGCAAGGUACUGUACAAGCGCGACAAGUACCCACCAAAGGCAGAACAACAGGUAGAAGAUAGAAUUUUGAGACUUCUGCUGCACAUUUACAAUGCUUACAUCACAAAGCAUUUGGUGCCAGCAGAUAAGAUAUUUCAGGAGUCAGCAAAGGCUAUUAUUAACCUUUGUGUGAAGUUUAGGAAGUACUAUGAUGUAAAUCAUAUGGUUAUUGAAAAUAUUGUAGUGAAAUUGCUAAGGAGAAGUGGGCAGUUAGAUGAUGCACUUACCCUUACAAGUAAACACCUGCCUUGUUCUAUGGAUAGCUAUUUGAAGGAUAACAGUGCUAUUAAAAUUUUUGAAAAGAUUACUGCAAGUGACUAUGUUGGUAAUAGUUUUCACCCAGAUAAUCAGGUUGACCCAGUUAUGAAAGAAAAUAAUGAGAAUGUAGACCUUACACUGGACCUGGAGUUGAAACAGUUUGAUAAACAGAGUAAAGAAAGCAAAGGUAUUGUAACCAUUUGCCUGGAUGAUGACAGUGAUGUCGAAAUUGUCUAUGAGACUCCAAUUAAUGAACCUCACAGACAACGAAGGCAGGAUGGACCUAUUAAUACAAUAUCUUUUGUGGGUGGAGGUGAAGGCAGAAGAUCAGAAAAUGUUGAUUCAGCUGCAGUUCCGGAAGUAAUAAGCUCAAGACAAACCGGGUCGAAAACGAAAAGUGUUGUUGCGGAAGCUAACGUUACACUAGAAGCAAACAAUGACAAAAAAACUGAUUUAGAUACCACUGCAAAAGACUCUAUUACUGUGGAGAAUAUUGUUACACUCAAAGAACCACUAAAACAAAUUGUUAUAAGUGACGACCAGGAAAGUAACCGAACAGUUGUUCCACCAAAGGCUAAACACUCUGGCUGUAGACAGGAUGAAUCUAUUGAUACAAUAAUUCAAGAUGAAACACAGCAUAUCACAUCUUGUGAGUCUAAAGAGGAGCAAAGGAUACCUUUUGAGGAUGGAGGUACAGGCAGAUCAGAAAAUGUUGAUUCAGCUGCAGUUCAGGAAGUAAUAAGCUCAAGACAAACCGGGUCGAAAACGAAAAGUGGUCUUGAUGAAACUAAAGUUACAAUAGAAGCAAAAAUUGACAAAAAACCCGAUUUAGAUACUACUGCAAAAGACUCUACUACUGUGGAGAAUGAUGUUACACUAAAAGAAUCACUAACAAAAAUUGUUAUAAGUGACCACCAGGAAAGAAACCGAACAGAUGUUCCACCAGAGGCUAAACACUCUGACUGUAGACAGGAUGAAUCUAUUGAUACAAUAAUUCAAGAUGAAACACAGCAUAUCACAUCUUGUGAGUCUAAAGAGGAGCAAAGGAUACCUUUUGAGGAUGGAGGUACAGGUAGAUCAGAAAAUGUUGAUUCAGCUGCAGUUCAGGAAGUAAUAAGCUCAAGACAAACCGGGUCGAAAACGAAAAGUGUUAUUGAUGAAACUAAAGUUACAAUAGAAGCAAAAAUUGACAAAAAACCCGAUUUAGAUACCACUGCAAAAGACUCUACUACUGUGGAGAAUGAUGUUACACUCAAAGAAUCACUAAAACAAAUUGUUAAAAGUGACGACCAGGAAAGUAACCGAACUGUUGUUCCACCAAAGGCUAAACACUCUGGCUGUAGACAGGAUGAAUCUAUUGAUACAAUAAUUCAAGAUGAAACGCAGCAUAUCACAUCUUGUGAGUCUAAAGAGGAGCAAAGAAUACCUUUUGAGGAUGGAGGUACAGGCAGAUCAGAAAAUGUUGAUACAGCUGCAGUUCAGGAAGUAAUAAGCUCAAGACAAACCGGGUCGAAAACGAAAAGUGUUCUUGAUGAAACUAAAGUUACAAUAGAAGCAAAAAUUGACAAAAAACCCGAUUUAGAUACCACUGCAAAAGACUCUACUACUGUGGAGAAUGAUGUUACACUCAAAGAAUCACUAAAGCAAAUUGUUAAAAGUGACGACCAGGAAAGUAACCGAACAGUUGUUCCACCAAAGGCUAAACACUCUGGCUGUAGACAGGAUGAAUCUAUUGAUACAAUAAUUCAAGAUGAAACACAGCAUAUCACAUCUUGUGAGUCUAAAGAGGAGCAAAGGAUACCUUUUGAGGAUGGAGGUACAGGCAGAUCAGAAAAUGUUGAUUCAGCUGCAGUUCAGGAAGUAAUAAGCUCAAGACAAACCGGGUCGAAAACGAAAAGUGUUCUUGAUGAAACUAAAGUUACAAUAGAAGCAAAAAUUGACAAAAAACCCGAUUUAGAUACCACUGCAAAAGACUGUACUACUGUGGAGAAUGAUGUUACACUAAAAGAAUCACUAACAAAAAUUGUUAUAAGUGACCACCAGGAAAGGAACCGAACAGAUGUUCCACCAGAGGCUAAACACUCUGACUGUAGACAGGAUGAAUCUAUUGAUACAAUAAUUCAAGAUGAAACACAGCAUACCACAUCUUGUGCGUCUAAAGAGGAUUUUGAAACAGCCAAAAUUUUAAAUGAAUUGGAAUCAACGAUAAUAAGCCUUAACACGCCUCGCCCAAAUAGUGGUGAUUCUCUAAGCACCAAAAUUGUACAGGUUUGUAGAAAUCCAGAGGAGGGAACAUUAAAGAGCAGUGAUGAGGUAGCAUACAGCAUAACUCUGUCUAACACAGAAGACUUCACUGGUAUUAACACUCAGAUACCUAUGGCGAAUAGUCCCGUAACAAAUAAACUCAAUGAGUGUUCACAUGAUUCAUUAGCAUCAGUUAGCAAUGAAGUUGAAUUAGUUGACCAGGCGGAUUUUGACACUGCUUCAAAAAGUAAUUCUGAUGUGCAUGAAGCAAAAAUUGAUGAAAAAUCCGAUUCAGAUACCCAUACAAAAGACUUUACUUCCGAGGAGAACGAUGUGACACAAAAAGAGUCACUAAAAGAAAUUAUUAUAUACGACCAGGACGAUAACAGAAAAGAUGUUCCACCAGAGGCUAUACAUUCUGACUCUAGACAGGAUGAAUCUACUAAUAGAAUAAUUCAAGAUGAACCACAAUAUAUCACAUCUUGCGAGUCAAAGGAGGAGCAAAGGAUAUCUUCUGAGGAUGGAGGUGAAGGCGGGAAAUCAGAAAAUGUUGAUUCAGCUGCAGUUCAGGAAGUAAUAAACUCAAGACAAACCGGGUCGAAAACGAACAGUGAAUUGAACGAAGUAUCUGAAGCUAACUUUUCACUAGAAGCAAAACUUGUCAAAAGACCCGAUUUACAUACCUCUGUAAAAGACUCUACUACUGUGAAUGAUAUUACACAAAAAGAAUCGCUAAAACAAAUUGUUAUAGGUGACGACCAGGAAAGCAACCGAAUAGAUGUUCCACCAGAGGCUAAACGUUCUAGACAGGAUAAGUCUAUUAAUACAAUAAUUUUACAUAAAACACCGCAUAUCACAUCCUGUGAGUCUGAGGAGGAGCAAAGGAUACCUUUUAAGGAUGGGAAUGACAGUGGAAGAUCAGAAAAUGGAGAUUCAGCAGCAGUUGUUCAGGAAAUAAUAAUACAAACCAGAUCGAAUACAAAAAGUGCGGUUGCAGAAGCUAACAUUUCUCUUGAAAACAAUGAUGUAGAGGAGAUUGUAGUUGAAGAAUCUAGGCAAAGGAAAGACACAGAUAGAGAUGUUAUUGAAGAUUGCAAGGGAGACAAAUUUUGUGAAGAAAGUGCCAGUACAGUCCAGAUAACAACCAGAUCAAGAUCUAAGCACAUUGUUGAGAAAUCUUUAGAAGAUAGCAAUAUUGAAAAUUGCGAAUCCGCAACAGCCGAGAAAAAAAUAGACCAAGAAGGUUUAAAAGGGAAGCAUAAAGUUGUCAGUGAAAAUCCUGAUGCGACAAAAAUUUUAAAAAAGUGUCAAGAAGCUUCUGGGGACACCCAGAUGACAAGAUCUAAUGAUACAGUUGCUGAGAGAUUGGAUAUUCCACUUAAACAAACAUGUGUUUCAACUCGUAGAACGACAAGAAGUCAAACAAGAAGUAUUUCUCUUAAAAACUGUCAAGCUGUAAAUAAUAAAGGAGCUGUCACUGAUGCUCCUGGAAACAACAAUAAAUUAGAACUGGGUGAUGACGCCAUUACCGAAAUCUCUGAUAUUCCAGAUCAAAAAGAAACUUCAGAUUCAGUUCUUAAAAAUAACAACAAAUUUCAACAAGUUUCGAGUGACCUAGACAAUCAAGAAGCAGUUAUUAAUGGUGACUCGCAUGAAAUUGGGAUCAAGCAGCUAUCUCAAAUUCCGAUGGAAUCUGUUGGUGAUUCUCCAACUGAAUCUGAAAGGUCAGAAUUGAUAACUCAGUCUGAUAUUGCUAGUGAAAAACUCAUUAAUGACAUAUCUGAAUGUGAGCCAAUAACUGCUAAAGACACCCAAGAGAAAACCAUCAAGAUAGUGGUUCACUCAGUCAUAGUUCUUGCUUCACCGAAAAAACAAAAUGCUUUCGAGACUCAGUCAUUCUCCAGAAAGACCAAAGAACUUACAUUUGAUAUCAAAGAUCCAACAGUUAAAGUGGGUGAUUCAGAAAACGUUAAAGACUUGGAAAGUUCCGUCACUUCACAAAUUGGGACUGACAAUAUAGUCGGUGGAGCAGCUAGUCAGUUAACUGUUGCCAAGGAAGAACUACCUCAGGAGGAUAAUAAUACAGACCUUCAGAAGACGCCAAUGCAGAAGUUACAGUUGGUCGUAAAAUUAGAACGCUCAAAAAUCUUAAACAUUGGAAAUAAUAAGGGCUUGAAGGAUGGUUAUGUUAAAGACGUUAAUGUGGAGUGCAGUGCCAAAAACCUGGACUCCAAAAUAGAUAUUUCUAGUGAUAGUUAUCGAAGACCUAUUAUUGAUGAAAGUGCAGUAUCAAAUGAAAAAUCGAUUGAGCCGGAAAGUACUAGUGGAAAGAUUCUAGAUGCGGAAGAUUCAAGCCCAACUGAAAUAUCGAAAUUCCCUGCUUUUGAAACAGAUAAAUAUAUUAAUCUUGAGACAAGGACUAACGAUGAUACCCUAGAACGUCCUCAUCAUAUUGAAGAAAAUACCCAAGCUUCUGAAACAGAAAAAUUCAUCACCCGUGAGACAAAAACUAAUGAUGAAACUCAGAAAGGUUUUGGUGAUAAUACCUCUGUUGAAAAAUUAGAUAUCAAGGGAGAUAGUACAAAACAUGAAAUAGGAAAUAUUGUUCACGUAGAAAAUGUAUCACAAUGUUUGAUCGAAAAUCAGAUUGAAAUUUGUCAAACUGAUGUAGUAAAUAAUCCGAGGUAUUCAGCGGACGAAGAAAAAUAUUUUGAGGCAACAGUAUUUGAGACUGAAGAACUUCUGGAAGUAGUUGUGGAUAAUUCGGAGUCUGGAACAGAAAAAAGUUACGAUUCAGACGUUCAUUUGGGGGAUGCACUAAUUUACGAAAACGUUUCUGAUGUUUCUGUGGAAAGAGAUAUCACUACAGAAACUGUAUCUGAGGAGACAAUUUCAGAUGGAAUACCUAGCAGUCGUACGGAAAUUGUAGACGAUCUGAACGUCCACAAUGAAGAAAUUGUUCCCUAUCAUAUUCCGGAUGCUAGUAUGUUGGAUCAUGUAGCAGUACUUCAGCAAGAACAACAACCUGAGAAGAAAAGAGGUAGGAAGAAGAAGGUGGUAGGGGAGCAAAAUACUCAGUCAAAGAGAAGAUCAAAAAAGGUAUUGUUGAACGAGGAAGGUGUUGAAUAUAAACGAGUUACUCGUAAUGCGACUCACAUUUCAUCUGUAGCAAACUUUAAACCAGAUGAUUUCUUAUCACAAAAAAAAAAAUUUAGUCUACCAACAAACAAUGUAUACGAACAUAAAAUAGCUGAAGUUAAUAUUACCAGUGAAGAAAGUAAUGACAGUGAAAGGAAUAACUUACUGAUAGACGAAGGUAUCGAUACGAAAGAUUAUCUUGCGCUUAAUAAUGCUGAAGUGAUUCCUGAAAAAGAUCCUCUUUCAAUAUACGACGAAGAUACCUUAGACGAAAAACUGAGCAUUCCCGAUGCAUAUGAUGCAGUAGAUGAAUAUAGGUUUGAUUCUUCUAUAUUUGGAACUAUUUUAGCUGAUGAUACGGUUAUAAAUGAAAUUUUUUAUGACAGAACGGAUGCAGGGGUGCGUGAUACUGAGAAUGACUUAGACCAAAUCCCCUUAACUGAAAGUUUGCAGUCAGCAGAAAUCCCGAAGGAACUUCAAAAUGAAAAUGAAGAAAAUUCCUUAAUUCAACCAGAUAUUGCAAAGACAUUGAAUCCUUUACAAACUGCACCAAAAAAGAAAAUUAUGAACCAGUAUAAGCAAGACCCAAACCUAAUGGAAACUCUGAAUCAGACAUCACCUGAGGAUAGUUCCCACAAGAAAUAUUACACAACACCGAAACUCAGAAGAAAAUCCAAAAUACUCUUGAACUGUAAAAGUACUGUAUACCCCACUGUAGAGAAACUAAAGAAAAAACUGGAACAUGACGUUGAGUCCUUCAAAGAGGCUGGGUGCAUAAAAAAAUCAUUGGAACUUCAUGGAGAAGCUGACAAGAUUGAUGAGGCAAAAGUUUCGCCAGAAGAAAUUGAUAGAAUAAUUCAGAAGUAUAAGUCAUCAAGGAUGGGUGUUCAAAUCUCCAGUGAAGGAGAUUCGAGGAACCUUGACAACAAGGUACAAACAUCACAAAAAUCUGAUAGAUUAAUCGCAAUAGGGGACAUCGACUUGAAAGGCACGCAAACUGAGCAAACAGCUGCUACUUCCAGAAAACGAGGGAGGGCACUAACUUAUGAGGACAAAUACAAGCCUGAAGACUUUGAGCAAAAUAUAUUGAUUGAAGAGGAUUCAUCGACUGAAGUUGGAAGUGAUAUUCAGAAUAAAAACCAGCAAGGCUUACUAAAGGAAAUUCGCACGGAUAAAAACAGAGCAGGACAUAAAAAAUCCAAAAUCAGAAGUGAGUCCAGAUCAAAAAUUAAAUCUGUUGAUAAAGUAGAUGUUCUGGAAGAAGUAGAAAAAGAAAGCAACAUUAAUAAAAUAGAACAACAGAAGGCAUUAGUGGCAUCAGAACACCCCGAGCAAAACAAAGUAAAAGUGAAACGUGGAAUCAAAGAGCCGAAUUCAAAAAUUAAAUCUGAAAAAAGUGAUCCAGAUAAGGGUGAUUUACAUCAUAUACAAAAACAGAACGACGCUACUAAUUUGCUCGCAGGGAAAUUCAAUGUUGGGCCACCUGGAAGUGAUAUUCAGAAUAAAAACCAAUUAAGCCAACAAGGCUCACGAAAGGUAAUUCUCACGCAUAAAAAUAAAACAGAACAUAAACAAUCCAAAAUCAGAAAUGAAUGCAGGUCAAAAAGUAAAUCCGUUGAUACAGCAGAGGUUCUGGAAGCAACAGAAAAAGAAAACAACAUUAAUAAAAUAGAACAGAAAGCAAAUGUGCCAUCAGAACACCCUGAGCAAAAGAAAGGAAAAGGAAAACGUGGAAUAAAAGAGUCGAAUUCAGAAAUUAAAUAUGAGAAAAGUGAUCGAGAUAAGCGUGAUAUACUUCAUAUACCAAAACAGAACAACGCUACUAAUUUGCUCGAAGGGGAUUUGGUUCAAAGGAAGCACGAUACAGCAAAAAUGGAACAAAAAGUAGGUGGAACUUCUGCAAAAUCAGAAUAUGCCGAGGAAAAACCAAAAGAUGAUGAAUGCAAAAUCAGCAAAGAAUCGAUGAAUAAAUCUUUCGAAAAAUAUGACAAAUCGCGAAGCAUAGUAAAUGAUAGAAAAGAAAAAGCCGUCGCGGAUAAAGAACAUGCUGAUAUUUCCGAAGAAAGAAUGAAUGUUGAUAAGUCAAAGCUCAGGAGGUCUAGGCCUAAAAGUAUAGUUGAAAGGGAUCAUGAUGGAAGGGAAAUUAAGUCUGGAAUUAAGAAAAAUGAGACAGAGAGCGCUUUGAAACAAGCAUUUCAAAAAUCGAAAAGCGGCAUGAUUUUAGACGAUGAAAAGAACGUCAAUGGUAGUAUGAAUUUAUCAAAAGAUAAAUUGUGCAUACCAGUAAAAUGUAUAACUACCGACAUUGUAUCAGAUGCAAUUGAGCCAAGACUUGGAAGGCCUGAAUCAAAGAAUGGGAUUGUUGAAAUAAAUGAUGUGAGUAAAGGUUCAGUUGAAAAAAAGCAAGGCACUGAUUUAGAAAAACCACAAGAAAUAAAUAAAGUUGCGAUUAAGGCACAGACGACAGAAGAUUCAGAUCACUUACAAAAUUGUAAGAUGUUAUCAAAACACGCAGGGAGUGAAACUAUAGAUAGUGUAGCAAAAAGUACAGUACAAUCGGAACAAGAAACUGAAUUUGAGUGUAACCAAACUACUUCGGAUAUUGCUGAGAUCCAGCAUCUGCAAAGAGAGGGCAGGACAGAACAUGGUUCAAAUAAAUCUAAUUCAAUGAUACAUACAGAUGAUCCGAAGAAAAAAUAUUCAGGAGAAAAAACUAGAAAAGAUAAUAAUAAUGAAGAAGUCAGUAAAGAUGAAGUAUCAGCUUUACCUGUUGUAGAUUCUGCAAGGUCCACAAGCGAAUCGAUAAAGCCAGUGCCCGAUUUGGCAAAUAGAACUGUCAAACGGUGUAGACGGAAAUAUCUCAUCACUCAAAUUAUCAAUCAAGAUGAACAUAUAAAAUCUGAAGAUGUUAAUAUACAAAAAGAAGACAAGGCAAUGGAUUUAUCCAUGAAGUCAAACACAAACGAAUUAUCAGGUCUUGGCGUGCCAUUACAGGAAGUGAACAGGUAUGAGACUGGAGAAGUUUCUUUGUUGGAUCAAAGUUGCAAAGAAAAUGAACAUCAAGGUGAAGCUGAAGCGUUGCCAAUAGAAAUUCUGUCAGAAGAAAUUGAAAAUUUACGGAAAACAAAAUUAGAAAAAGAAAUAAAUGAUGAUUGUUCAUCGGCGAAAAGAGCAAGGCUAGAUGAAUCGCUAGCUAAAGCAGCAUCAAAAUCUUCACCUAAAAAAGAGAGAAAAACAGAUGAGACAAUCGUAAACCUUUUGAGUGGAAUAAGGGAUGCGCCAAUGGAUAGUGACAUUUCUUUAAAAACUGUUACAGAAGCCGUAGAGAUAACACCAGAAAUGCAGAAAGAUUAUCACUCUUCUUUGGAUCCAACUAUGACUACAUUACCCAAGGAUCAAUCAGAUAGUCUUGAAAAUAUCACUAAAGCAGAAAUUGAGCCUCAUAACACACCUGAAAAUGAUUCGAUGAUAUCUCAGAGUGAUAACAUCGCAGUGGUAUCUCCUGUUAAUGAUAUACAGAACACAGAUAUAUCAAAUGAAAGUGUCACUACUAUCGAUGAAGUUGUCAAGUCGCCUGAAGCUGAGCAUCUAGGGUCCGAUCUGGUCGUUUUUGUUGAAAAGGAUGAUUCAAAUGUACUUAUUGGCAAUUGUGUAUCUGUUGUUGAGUCCUCUGCGGAUACUAGGCCUGAUGAAGAAAAAUUAGAAGUGCCUGCGCACGUCGCAGAAUCAGUUUUGUUAUUAUCUGAUGAAAAACCUUGUAGCGUACAGCAUCAUGUUCAAGCAAUUGAUGACACUGUGGAAAAAAGUGAAGCUGAACCUGUAGCCCCUGAAUUGGAUGAUGAAAAUAAACACGCAAGGUCUAAAAUUCUUGUUGAUCAAAACACAUCUGCUACCAUUGUGAAUCCCAACAUCGAAAGGAUAAAUUCAGUUGAAGAAAUGACUGGAGCUACAGGUCUGGUUGAUGUUCCAAUAGGAAAAUCAGACCUGGAGAUUACUAUAGAGCAAGGUGAUGACCACAAAGCCUCAGACUCUUUUCCAGAGAUAGUGAAAAAUGUAAUUGUUACGCCAUAUAAUGAUGAGGUGAUCAAUAAUGAUAAAAGUCAAGAUGCGCUUGCUGCACCACUGCAUGCAAUUGAAAUAAUAUUUGAUGUAACAAAAUCAGUUUCUGAAUCAAUCCAACCUGUUCACCAAAAUAAUUUGACAACAAGCUUUGAAAAAAUUGAUGAGACUUCACUGUGCAAACCUGACGAACAUAUGGAUGAAAUCAUUUCUGAAGUUCCAUCAAACUUAGAUGCUAUGCAAUCUGGAGAUAUAGCACCUGAGCCUCAAACUGUCGACUUUAUAGUCGAGGAUACUGUCAAGACAAUAAUAGCAACUGAUGUAUUACCUCAAAUAAACAAAACUACAGAUAUAAUCCCGCAUGUCAAAGAAAAUAGCACAUCAUGCGAUACAUUUGAAGCCGAAUCGGCAGACGCAAAGGAGCUUGGCGUAACUGUACCUUCUACAGAUAUCACUGUUCAUGCUACGGAAGAAAAUGGGGAUACUCUUACAUCGAAAAUGAACACCAAUGAAGUUAACACAUCUACCUCACAUUCUAAGGCUGGAAAGCUCAAUGAUAAGCUUGAUUCUGGAAGAGUACUUACAAAAACUAACAAAGAAGAUGAAAUGUUUGGAAAAGAAGCACUAAGUCUGCCUACGACUGUAUCUCAAAUAAUAUCCGAACACCAGCCAUCGUCUCAAAUACAAGCGUUGACGACCGAUCCUAAAACUGCUGACGAGCAAACUAAAGCAGUGCCUGUCGUUGAGGCAGAGGUUUCGUACUUCUCAGAAUCCACAAUAGCUGAGCAGUUGAUGGAAUUGAACAAAGAUGUACUAUCAUCCACUGCGGAAGGUCUGCAGUUCGAGGUAACAAUAACGACUCAUUCUCCUGGAAAAAGCGAGAGUGACGACCACUGCAUCCUGAACAUUAAGGACGAACUGGACAUCGGUGAAGUCGAGGAGUUGAAGGACCAUAACGAUUCAUCCUCGUCUCAAAGCUACUUAGGAGAUACUAAAUUCAUAAAUUAUUAUAUCAUUGAGGAUCUACUAAGAGAUGCCGAAGAAAGCAAAGGUGAUGAAGGAGCCAAUGACCACAACUAUUAUAAUGCGGGUGAUCCAUUGUUCAGCGGAAAAUCGCAGGAAAACUCCAUCAUCCCCGAUAUAAACAAACCAAGCCAAACCGAUUCUAAUAGCUUUCCACAGCAGACGAUGGACUUCGGCGACUUCGAGAACAAUGAUCAACUGGGCGACGCCAAUGAGUACGCAGUCAAUAAUCUUCUCUUGCUGGUAGGUCAGACUACUUCUGUCACGAAUCCUUACCAUGUCGGAAGAAUCGGACUAACUGACAUAAAAUCCAUGGAUUUGAUGGAAGAAAGUGCAGUCAACAAGGUUCCUAACAAGAGUUCUGACUUUUCCAGUGGUAGAGAGAGUUGUAUACAAUGUAAGAACGAGGAGAACCCAAACCAGUUGGAUACACACGUGGAAGCUAAUCCAAAAGUGGUAGUCGUUCCUAACGAACGUUUAAGUCCAACGUUCAACUCAGCCACUAACGAUACAAUCGUGCCGUUUGCGCAACGUACCGUAGAAAACUCUCCAUCGUCUAUAUCUCCAGAACCUGAACCGUCUGCCAAUUUUCCAUCUACCGAGGAGAGCGACAGUGAAAAAUGUACUAGAACCGCGACAACUCCAAGGAUAUCAGAAAAACGUACCGCUAAACCUGCCGUGUCACUCACGACCCCUACAAGAAAAAACAGUAGGACCCCUGUUGUCGCUCCAAAGAAGAAACAUCCCUCUCAUAAGGUUGAAGAAACUAAAGACACUAAAAACGAGCUCAAAAGACCUGCUGAAGAUAUUUUGCCACCACCUUCCAAGAUCGCAAAAUUAAUUGAGACAAGUGAAAAGAAAACGCCAAAAGGCAAAAAUAGCGUUCCAAUGCCAGAACAUAAAAGCGAAUCUUCUUCAAGCCAAGAAUCUGCAGCUCUUGGACACACUGACAAGCCGUUAGUCAACAGUACUCCCAAUAAUUCGGAUUCUGUUGUUUAUGAGUUGAUGUAUGACGUUAUCAAACAACGGAAGAGGAAAUCAAGGUUUAACAUUACAGAAAAAGAAGCGCCUCAGCCUCAAACCAAACCACGAAAGUCUACGUGUAGUUCAGCGUCUGGAAAGCGAUUUCCUUUGGACGUAGUGUCUGAACCUUUGAAGCCAAAAGGAUCCGAAACCCUGAAACAUGUAGAGGUAACUCCGAAUAUGACAGAUAAUCUGUUGAAGCUUAAAUCAGUCCCAAGGCCUAUCAAGAACCUUGUGGAGGCCAAGCGAAAGUCGUCCAAAAAAAGGACUAGUAAGAGAACCAGUUCGAAGCGAAGUGUCUCGAACAAACAUGCUAGUAGAGAUGACAGUUCAGAUUCGUCUAGUGGAUCUAGUGGAAGAGAAGAUCGUGAGAAAAGGCAAAUCUUAAACAACGAUCUCUUUAAUGAGCUGGUGCAACAGGGUAACGUCAACCAGAAUAUUUCACUCAUUACACAAGACAACAAAUUGAAAACUAAGGUGAAGUCUUCAGCAGAAUCGCUUCCGAGCAGUCGUACCAGUGAGCGAGGCGAUUCGAAAAUACCGGCAAAGGAGCAGUUGAUAAGGGACAGAGAGAGUCAUAGGUCGAACGAACGGCCUCGGAGCUGUCACGAAUAUCCAUACAAUAACGGGGACUCCAUGGACUCACGAUCGACAUCCAGUUCCAAGUCUUACAAGAAGAGGUGCUCUACUGCACCUCACAGCCAAAGUUUCUAUCCUUACAAUGGAUCCGGUUACAAAUCGACCGACUAUGAACGUCAAGAAAGACCUAACAAGACCUUUGAUGAAGAAUCACUGAAAAAGUUAGCCCUCUUAAGGAAGAAAUAUGAAAAGGAGAAACAUGCUCAGCAAGGGUCUAGCAGUAGUGGCGCUUCUGAAUGGUACAGUGAUUUUUACAAAUUUUUUGGAGAAGCCACGCCGUUUCAACAGAAUGUUCCUCCGAGAACGUCUAGACGAGAAGCCAAAUAGGGUCUACAGACUACAGAAUACGAUAAUAUUCUGCGACAACUUUUUGUAUGCCAUUGUGCUAAUGUAAAUACGUUCUCAUCGAUUUAUUAUUUGUCUUUAUAUUAUUUAUAUAAUAUUUUACAUAAUUUUUAUUUAAAAUUAAGAAUAAGCAAAAUCGUGAUCAGUAAUUUUUUAAAGAAAAUGAAGUGAUUGUGUAGAAACUUAUAUAUGAUGUUUGUAUAAUUAUAUGAUUACUUUUUUGUAUUAAUUUAUUAUUUUUUUUCUGAAUUCUAAAAGAACUGUAUCAAAUACUAUUUGUACAUAAUAAUG